Molecule: messenger RNA, 624 nt
Organism: Zea mays
Lineage: Eukaryota; Viridiplantae; Streptophyta; Magnoliopsida; Poales; Poaceae
Exons: 2
Source: RefSeq, a predicted model, not a curated record
AAAGACCUUAGUGGGGCUUUAUGGGAUAGUGACUCCAAUGCUAUCUUGCUUGAUCAGGAGCACUACCUUGGCCACUGCAAGGACCAUCCAAAAGAUGCAGAGUUCCUAAACUGCCCUAUUAGGUUCUACACUAAGAUGGAGGCCAUUUUUAGCCAUGCUAUGGCCACUGGCAAAUUUGCACUUGGUUCUGGUGAAGCCUUAGGACAGAACCAGGUUGAUAGUGUUGCUACCAAGGUUGAGGGACCUGCCUUCACCUAUAUCUCUGAAGAGAGAGCACAAACUGAUGUUGGAGAGGGUAGCAAGGCCACCGAGAUCCCCUCCAUAGCUGUGGGUAGGAAGAGGAAGAUAGGGAACUUCAGUGAGGAUGAGAUGCUUAUGUUGACCAAUAUGUCUGAUGCAGUGAACAAUGUGGCUAAUGCCCUUAGAGAGACUGGACCUGCCCAUGUGGAUGCUAACCUCUACCUAGCUGUGAUGGAGAUGCCUGGCUAUUCUGAGGAGGCACUGAUUGUUGCCUACACCUUCCUCCUGGACAACAAGGCUCAAGGCAGGGGCUUUGUUCACAUGACUGAGGCACAUAGAAACAUUUGGCUUAGGACCUUCCUAGCUAAGAACUACUACAUGUAG